Messenger RNA from Phycomyces blakesleeanus NRRL 1555(-), 1242 nucleotides. RefSeq lists its product as hypothetical. Bases 1 to 1242 code for a protein of 413 amino acids. Lineage: Eukaryota; Fungi; Mucoromycota; Mucoromycetes; Mucorales; Phycomycetaceae. The transcript has 8 exons. The record is from RefSeq and is a predicted model, not a curated record.
AUGAUUGCUACUAGUCCUUGUGUCCGGACUCAAAUGAUGCAUACACACGCAUGUCCAGACAUCCGCAGCUACUUUGAGAUGGCAAACCCAAAAUUCAUCUGCGUAAAAGGAUAUGCUUCUAGGUCUGAUCAAUUAGGUAUCAGUGACUUUAGUCCUAGCCACCCUCAUUCGAGGAGGUCUCUGAUUGAUAUGGUCUGGUUUAUUUACCAGACCAAGCAGGGUGAGCUAGAAAUUGUCACCAAAAAAGGCAGGUUACAGUUAGCGACUGGAAAUGCGUAUAGUCAAGAAACUAAGACCCGAGUCGAAGGGCAUUUACGUACACUUUCAGUUGUGAAGGAGAAGCAAGGUUACUUUCGACGAACCUAUCCAAUCCAGGCUAACCCAGAGUCUCGCCAUCUCGCUGGGUUGGCCAAAAAGCACAUGAAGUGUCUCGACUGGGAUAUGGUUACAACAAGAAUAAGUUCCUCAUCAUCAUUCAAGACUAUUGGCUCAGGACUGCAAGAAGUAGUAAACGACAGAGCUCAAGGCAGAAGCAAUGUGAACCACAAAGCAAGCAAUAAGGCAAUUUUUCAAGGGUUGUUUUUGUCUCUGGAUUUCUUUGGCCGCCCUGUGACAGGGCUUGCAAUAAUACAACCCUUUAGAGAAUACCAGAGAGAGCUUGUGAGCGUUGGACUUUACCAAAAGGGUUCUUGGUGUGGUAAGCCAAGAUCUGGUAGCUCCUCUGCCAUUCGGUGGUCAAACCCUUUUGUGGUUGACCCCAUCGCUGCAAGUUGGCACAUUGUUUCUACUGGAAGCUUGGUUGUUUACUGCGGGUGGUUUCGUAUACCUCCUGCUGGUGGUCAAGGCCCAUUCCGCCCGGUCAUCGAAGAGCAUUUUGCAGUCCCGAGCCCAUCUCUUCAGAUGAUGAUACAUAUUCCAAGAUCCAUUCCUUUGCUUACAAAACAAAUCCUAUCAAUUAAGUCAUAUUCGGCCUUAUCAACUCCAAUAAUGUGGAAAAUUCCGAAGCCUGAAUCCUGUGCAAGUAUGACAGCAGCAAGAACCAAUAGAGGCGCAUUUCUAUACAAGUCCAAAAUCUGGGUUGUAUCUCCAAGUCUCAAGGCCAAGUCGAUUUCCAAGAAGGGGUCCAAUGCAAAAUUCCAACAGCAAAUUCCAAAAGAAAAACCAAAAACCAAAUCUGAGGCCUAUACUAAGUCCUCCUCUCCAAAAGGAUCAAAAGAAAUCCAAAUCCGAGGCCUAUACUAA